UGGUAGUAAUACAGCUAUUUUUUUACUUUUAGAAUUACAUAAUUACUAUACAAAAUGGCUACUAACAUUACUUGGCACCCAAACUUAACUCAUGAAGAACGUUCUAGUUUAAGAAAGCAAAAAGGUGUCACUGUUUGGUUAACUGGAUUAUCAGCUAGUGGUAAAUCAACUAUUGCUUGUGCUUUAGAACAAUCUAUUUUAGCAAGAAAUUUAAAUGCUUAUAGAUUAGAUGGUGAUAAUAUUAGAUUUGGAUUAAAUAAAGAUUUGGGAUUUAGUGAAGCUGAUAGAAAUGAAAAUAUUAGAAGAAUUUCUGAAGUUGCUAAAUUAUUUACUGAUUCGUGUACUAUUACUAUAACUUCUUUCAUUAGUCCUUAUAAGCAAGAUAGACAAUUAGCUAGAGAAUUACAUGAAAAAGAUGGAUUACCAUUUGUUGAAGUUUAUGUUGAUGUUCCAAUCGAAGUUGCUGAACAAAGAGAUCCAAAGGGGUUAUAUAAAAAAGCUAGAGAAGGUAUCAUUAAGGAAUUCACUGGUAUAAGUGCUCCAUAUGAAGCUCCUGAAUCUCCUGAAAUUCAUUUAAAAAAUUAUUCUGGUGCAUCUAUUGAAGAUUCAGCUGAACAAAUUAUUGAAUACUUAAUUGAAAAGAAAUUCAUUUAGAUUCAUUUAGAUAUACCUUUCAUUUCUUCAUCAACAUUCUUGUAAUUUUAGAGCU
This is a messenger RNA of Scheffersomyces amazonensis, 709 nucleotides long. RefSeq names its product adenylyl-sulfate kinase (gene MET14). Lineage: Eukaryota; Fungi; Ascomycota; Pichiomycetes; Serinales; Debaryomycetaceae. The transcript has a single exon. Gene Ontology annotation, molecular function: ATP binding; adenylylsulfate kinase activity. The record is from RefSeq and is a predicted model, not a curated record. The coding region runs from base 55 to 654 and encodes 199 amino acids. Gene Ontology annotation, biological process: sulfate assimilation.